Molecule: messenger RNA, 4364 nt
Organism: Pistacia vera
Lineage: Eukaryota; Viridiplantae; Streptophyta; Magnoliopsida; Sapindales; Anacardiaceae
Product: homeobox protein HAT3.1-like
Exons: 9
Coding region: 563-3610 (1015 amino acids)
Biological process (GO): regulation of DNA-templated transcription; chromatin organization
Cellular component (GO): nucleus
Molecular function (GO): DNA binding; chromatin binding
Source: RefSeq, a predicted model, not a curated record
GUAAAAAUAGCAGAACUCGAAGCCCUCACACGCUUUCUCUCUCUUUCACUCUCUCUCUCUCUCUCGCUCUUUCUGCCAAUCCGCCAAUCCUCGACGGUGGCCCAGAUUUAGAGGCUUUCUCUACUGUAAGAACCGCUUUUUUCUUCUAAAAUAAAUACAUCUUCGUCGGUGCUCAAUAAGAAACAGUCUCUCUUCUUCUCUCAAUUUUUUCUUCCUUAACAUUCUCCGAAACUACGAGAUUCAAGAACAAAGCUCAGGUGUAUGUAAUGCGUAUAAUGCAACAGUCUGUACUCGUUUUACAGGGUGAGUUUUGUUCUUCCAUUGCCAAUUUUGAAGAAAAAGUUGGUUUUGAAUGGUAUGUUACACAUUUAUGGCUGUAAAUACAUUUGCGAAUAGCAUACUGGAGUUGUGGUAUUUUUAGUCUUUAGUCAAAUUAGUAAUCCGAUUCUGGUCAACAUUGAUAUUCUUUUAUUUGUUCUUUAAAUUGAAUGUCUCAUAGUUGUAGUAAAACACCAUACACAUAGAAGUGCUAAUAUACACCAAUAUUAGCCUUCUAUUUGUCAUGUCAAAGGCUGAGUACAUGGAUGUUUCCCCAUUACAAGUGAAUGAUCAGAAUGGAAAUGAUUCAUGCUCUACACAAAUUACAUCAGAGCUGACAAAUAAAUUUGAUGCUGAAUGUGCACAUACUGAACCACCCAAACUACAAGAUUUGCCUGAUUCUGAAGGAUUGCAAAAUAAGCCUCAAGAGAUUAGCACUCCAGUAACCAACAUUCAUCCUAACCAGAGAUUUUCUGGAGAUGUGAGCCAUAGUAGUGAAACAAAUAAAGUUCCAUGCUCUCAGCAAAUUCCGUCAGAGCAGAAGAAUGAAUUUGCUGCUGAAUGCAUACCCAGUGAACAAUUAGAAGUAGAGCCUUAUUUAGAUUCUGAAAUCAUAUUUAAAGAACUCAAAAAAACCAGCACUGUCAUGUGCAGUCCUGUUGAUAAUGAAAACUUGGGACUGGUUGCCGAAAAUGUGAGCAACAGUAUUCAGACUGAUACUGAACAGACACUUCAGGUUGGUUCGGGACAUGGGUGUAAUGAUUUCAAUGCUGAAUCUAUACGUAGUGGACUAUUGGAACAGAAACACCAGCUUGGUUCUGAAAUCAUGCUAAAUGAACCAGCAGACACUGAUGCCAUGAUAACCAAUGGUGCUGUAAAUGAAACUUUGCAAUCGCUUGCGGAGGGUAUCAUCAAGAUUUGUCACACUAAAGGUGUGAACAUGAGUAGUCAGACUGGAGAAAAUUCAUGUUCUCAACAACCUACAUCAGAAAAGGCACUGGAGCUGACCGCUGGAAUCACAAGCUGUGAACAAUCAGAAGUAAUUUGUAAAGCUAGUUCUGAACUUCUGAACCAAAGUUCUUCUAUUGAAAAUUUAAAAGAACCUGAUGAUCCUAUUAAGGUUCCUGUUGUUGAACAUUUGGAACCAUCUUGUGAUGACAUGGUUAAAAAUUCUUGUCAUUCAGAGACACCACCUAAAGAUGUGGUAAAGAACUCUACUUGCUUGGGCCGUGAGGGCAAAAAAGCUUCAAAAUCAUUGAAGAAAAAAUAUAUGUUAAGAUCUUUAAGACGCAAUGAUAGAGUUCUUCGCUCAAGGUCACAAGAGAAACCUAAAGCUCCUGAGCCAAGUAAUAACUUGGCUGAUGUUAGUUCUAGUGGAGGGAAAAAAAUAAAGCAGAAGAGAAGAGAGAAGAAGAUAGUAGCUGAUGAAUAUUCAAGAAUCAGGACACAUCUAAGAUAUUUAUUGAACAGAAUUAACUAUGAGCGAAGUCUGAUCUCUGCAUAUUCUGGGGAAGGCUGGAAAGGAUUGAAUGUUGAAAAAUUAAAGCCAGAGAAGGAACUUCAACGAGCCACAUCUGAAAUUCUUCGACGGAAAUUGAAAAUUAGAGAUUUGUUUCAACGUCUUGAUUCACUUUGUGCUGAAGGGCAGUUUCCAGAAUCGUUAUUUGAUUCUGAUGGACAGAUUGACAGUGAAGAUAUAUUCUGUGCAAAAUGUGGGUCCAAAGACUUGUCUACCGAUAAUGAUAUUAUACUAUGUGAUGGUGCUUGUGAUCGCGGAUUCCACCAAGUCUGCCUGGAACCACCUUUGUUAAAAGAAGAUAUCCCUCCUGACGAUGAGGGUUGGUUGUGCCCUGGAUGUGAUUGCAAAGUUGACUGCAUUGACUUGGUCAAUGAGUCACAAGGAACAAAUCUUAUUAUCACUGACAACUGGGAGAAGGUUUUUCCUGAAGCAGCCGCAGCUGGACCUAAUCAAGAUCCCAACUUUGGACUUCCUUCAGAUGAUUCUGAUGAUACUGAUUAUAAUCCUGAUGAUCUACGAACUGAUGAGAAGGAUCAGGGAGAUGAAUCAAGUUCUGAUGAAUCUGACUUCACUGCUGCAUCUGAUGAAUUGGAGCCCUUAGCUAAUAACGAGUACUUGGGGCUUCCUUCUGAUGAUUCAGAGGAUGAUGACUAUGAUCCAGAUGCUCCAGUACUUGAUGAGAAAAUUACACAGGAAAUUUCAAGUUCUGAUUUUACGUCUGAUUCUGAGGAUCUUGCUGCUGUUAUUGAAGAUAACAGGUGUUCUGGAAAUGAUAAAGGUGCCACAUCUGUCAGUCCUCUCGGAGAUUCUAAUGGGCAGAUGUCAAAAUGUGGUGGAAACAAAGAGUCUUUAAAUAAUGAGCUGUUAUCCAUAUUACAGGCGGGGCAAGAUGGUUUAGGACCUGCUUCUGAGAAAAGAAGUAUUGAAAGGUUGGACUACAAGAAGUUAUAUGAUGAAACGUAUGGAAAUGUUUCUUCUGAUUCAAGUGAUGAUAUAGAUUGGACUGAUGAUGAUGGGCCAAGAAAAAGGACGAAGAGGACUGGAAAAGGUUCUCCAGUGUCACCAAAUGGAAAUGCUCCUAUCCCUAGGAGUGGAAAGCAAAAAAGGGAUAUGAAACGAAACCAAAAAGAGACUGAACAAUGUCCUAACAGAAUAACUUGUCAAAAGGUGAACUCUGAAAAUAGAAAUACAUCACCAGCUAAAUCACAUGAAGUUUCCUCGACACCUGGUUCUAGUGGUAAAGCUGAGAGGUCAUCAUAUAGAAGAUUGGGCGAAGAUGUGACUCAGAGACUCUACAAGUCCUUUAAAGAAAAUCAAUAUCCCAACCGUGCAGCAAAAGAAACUUUAGCAACCGAGCUUGGAAUUACUUUUUCGCAGGUUAGCAAAUGGUUUGAGAAUGCUCGCUGGAGUUUCAACCAUUCAUCGCCUGUGGAUGCUAAACUGGGCAUAAGUGCUUCAGAAAAGGGCACCUUCAUGCCUCAGUCAAACAAGAAUCGAGGCAGAAGACUUUCCACUGGAAAUGGAGCUGAAAAUGUGGAAUCAUCUAAUACAGUUGUUCAUGAUAUGGAACAUAUCAGGGAGGUUAUAAUGAAUAGCAAAUUGGUGACUCAGGAAAGUUAUCGAAACAAGUCUACAGCCCCAAAUUCUAGAAAUAGAAUGAGAAAGGGGAAAUUGGGUCAUCAGGCAUCUGAUCUCCCAGCUGAUUCAGCAGAAGCUCAAGAAACACAGACAAGUGGCCGGACUCAGACACGAAGAAGGAAAACCGUUGUUUGAGAAAACAAGUUCUUGAUCUACCUAGGUGAACAAAUGACCACUGACCUCAUUCAAGAGCGAUAUCUUAUGAGAUGAGCAGAUCACAUUAUCUUGAAGGUUACCUGCUAUCACAAAGGCAAUCCCAAGAUUACAGGAAUUGUUGUUCUAUUCUUUAAUAGGCUCUUCGGGUUUUUCCUCCUCCAGGUAAGUUGCUUGACCUAUCACAAGGAUGCUAAAUAAAACUACUUAAUCAAUUUGGCUCAUAUUAAAUUUCAAAGUUUUGGUUAUAGUAAGCAUGCUUUAUGUGGUUAUUGGAUGUAUUCAAAACUUUGAACUGUGAACCACCCACUUAUGUGAGCUGUGGACACAGUGCUUGUUAAGUUGUUUCCAUGAACCUUGAAGAGUAGUGAGGCUCGCCAAUUUUACAGUGUUAUUCUUUGGGUUUUGGCUGAGCUGUUGUGAAUGAUUGAUAGAUACUUGUAGGUUAGGCUGCCCGGAUGUCCCAGGGUUGCUGCAAAUUGUAGCCUACGGCAUUUAGAUGUUAAAAAAUCAAUAUUUAGAAACGGCAAUUCUGUUACAGUUCCAUGAGGUAUUACUUUAAUAUUAGAUAGGGAGAGAACCCAAAGCUUAAAAUUUAUUUAUUUCUUUAUUUUGUUGUUCAUAUUGACCGAAUGAAUCGCCACUUUUGAUGUCCAACUUAGACCAUAUUUAAGAGGCAAUAGGUAUAUCUCUGGCAAUGGCAGUGACUUCGAACAAUUUUGUAGUGACAAGUCGA